AGUCACGCCUGAGUGUAGAGGCGAAAGACCGAGCGGUCCUUGAGUACGAGACUCCAUUUACAUAUUCACCCUUAGGCUUUAAAGGCGUGUGCAUCAGCAAACAUUAGCCUGACAUACCUCGGCACUUUGGCAGUGGACUACUCUUACGGCACAUUCAAUCUCUGCUCUCAAGCGUUUACUAAUAUCACUACUUCUCCACAGACAGGAUGAGGAAGGAAGAAAUAAAAAAGUCGACUGAAAUAGUGAUGCCAUCCAACAAGUACCCCUCCGCGGAAAGUGACAAGAUGACUGCCACGGCUGCCGUGAAUGGAGACACAUCUGUGGGCGAUGGAUUGUCAGAGAAUGACAGCGGUCUGGAGAUGACCAGUGAAAACAGCCCCCUGACUCCAGCAGAGCCACCUUCACCAUUCUGCCCCAAACAGAACGGGGGUGCAGCCUCACCCGCAGAUGAGAGUGUGAACAGCAUCAGAAGAAAGCGGUCACGUAAGCGCUCUGAAACUGAGGAAGACAGUGCCUGGGAUUCCUCCUACAGCGAGGAAAAGGCUGAGGUUGGGUCGGGUUGUGAGACAGGUCUCCGGCAAAGGCCUCGCCCCAGGACUAUUUUCCAGGCAGGACUAACAGCUCACAGUAAACCCUGCAGCAGAGAAAGGGGACACAGCAAAGAGGAUCACAGCGACCUGGUUGCUAGUGUGCCUGAAGGUCCUGCACUGGAGCUCAUGGAGCAGGACUCUAAAGACUCUGCACAGAGCAGCACCACAUCCACCUCCACUACUGACACAGCCAGUCAACCUGAAUACAAGGAUAAUAAAGGUUUUGGUAUCGGAGAGUUGGUCUGGGGCAAGAUAAAGGGCUUCUCGUGGUGGCCAGGGAUGGUGGUGACCUGGAGAGCAACUGGGAAGAGGCAGGCCUCCCACGGCAUGCGCUGGCUUCAGUGGUUUGGUGAUGGGAAAUUCUCAGAGGUGUCUGCUGAUAAACUCGACUCUAUCACAGCCUUCCCGAAAUUUUUCAACCAGUCAUCCUACACCAAGCUGGCCUCCUACCGUAGAGCGAUCUUUCAGGCCCUUGAGGUGGCUAGUUUACGUGCAGAGAAGACUUUUCCUCCAUCUGAGGCAGACGGUCUUGAAGAACAGAUAAAGCCCAUGCUCGACUGGGCUCAUGGUGGCUUUCUGCCCAAGGGUCAGGAGGGCCUGAAACCCAGAGAGAACGCAGCAGAGUAUUGUGUUUUCCCCCUGGCCUCAGAGAGCUCAACGCUGCUGGAAUCCAGCCCUCCAGAGUUUCCCCCUUCUGCCAAAAGGGCUCGACUCACCCUCUGUAAGGCCAAACCUGGCACUGAGGAGGUCUACAGCAGAGAACAAAUGGUCAAUGAAGUUUUGAAGAAUCACAGAAGUAUAGAAGAGUUCUGCCUCUCUUGCGGAAAGACAAGAGUGGCGACCUUCCACCCGUUGUUUGAAGGAGGCCUUUGCCUAACAUGCAAGGAUGCUUAUCUAGAGAACUCCUACAUGUACGAUGAUGAUGGCUACCAGUCGUACUGCACCGUGUGUUGUGGCGGCCGAGAGGUGCUGCUGUGUGGAAACGCCAACUGCUGCAGGUGUUUCUGUGUGGACUGUUUGGAUAUAUUAGUGGGAGCAGGAGCAGCUAACAGUGCCCGUGAUCUGGACCCGUGGCGCUGCUACAUGUGCCAACCUUUGCAGCAAUAUGGCGUCUUAAAGAAACGCCACGACUGGAGCCUCAAACUGCAAGAGUUCUUUGUCAAUGACAGCGGCCAGGAGUUUGAAAGUCCAAAGAUUUACCCUGCAGUCCCAGCAGAGCAGAGACGGCCAAUCAGAGUGCUUUCAUUGUUUGAUGGCAUUGCCACAGGUUAUCUGGUGCUUCGGGACUUGGGCUUCAAGGUUGAUUUGUACAUUGCGUCAGAAGUAUGCGAGGACUCGAUUUCAGUGGGAGCUGUCCGGCAUGAAGGAAAAAUCCAGUAUGUGCAUGAUGUUCGCAACAUCACCAGAAAAAACAUUGCUGAAUGGGGGCCCUUCGAUAUGGUGAUUGGUGGAAGUCCCUGUAACGACCUUUCAAUUGUCAACCCUGCUAGGAAAGGUCUGUACGAGGGGACCGGACGGCUGUUCUUUGAGUUUUACCGCCUCUUGAGUGAAGCAAAACCAAAGGAAGGGGAAGACCGGCCUUUCUUCUGGAUGUUUGAGAAUGUUGUGGCCAUGAGCGUCAAUGACAAGAGAGACAUCUCACGCUUUCUAGAGUGUAAUCCAGUGAUGAUUGACGCCAUAGAGGUGUCGGCUGCUCACAGGGCGCGCUAUUUCUGGGGCAACCUGCCAGGAAUGAAGAGGCCUCUGUGUGCCUCUGGGAUGGAUAAAUUAGAGCUUCAGGACUGUUUGGAACAUGGCCGUGUUGCCAAGUUCGGGAAGGUACGCACCAUCACAACACGCUCCAAUUCCAUCAAACAAGGCAAAGACCAGCAUUUCCCUGUCAUGAUGAAUGGCAAAGAGGAUAUCCUGUGGUGCACAGAGCUCGAGAGGAUUUUUGGCUUUCCUGUCCACUACACAGAUGUGUCCAACAUGGGCCGUGGCGCCAGACAGAAGUUGCUGGGGCGAUCCUGGAGCGUUCCAGUUAUCCGACAUCUGUUCGCCCCACUGAAGGACUACUUUGCUUGUGAAUAGCACAUGUAGUCCGCGUUCAGUUAGUCUAAAGUAAAGCAAACACAAAGUACAAGACCAAAUGUCCUCAAAAAGGAGCUCUUAGCGAUCCACUUAUUUUACAAGACCAUCUCAGCUUUGGAAAAACAAGCAUGAGAAGCUGUGACUGACUUGAGGACGAGGGUAGUGUUGAGCAACAAGCCAAACUCAAGGUAGACACUGUGACGCUUAGAGCGAAAACACAGUUAGCUUUUGUACUAGACAUUUUUAAAAUGGAUGUGCCUGAAAACUCCCAGGGUUCACCUCGACACAUGCUGAUAGUUUUGAUCUUUUAUUAUCAUGAGAAAAACCCCACAUAUAUAUAUUAUUUUAAAUCGAACAAAACAUUUUAGUUUCUUCCAGAGCAAAUCUGGCCAAGCAAUGCUGAAAUGUGUGAUCUUUAAAUUGCUCGUUCAAGCAUGUGACUCAUUUUCACGGUUUCAUCGGGGUGAAAGAAAUACUUGAAAAAUUUAUCAAUGCAAAGUUACAAACAACAAGCUGUGAGCCCUUAAAGAAUGCGUUUUAGAGGAUGCAUUCAAAUAAUCGAUCGCCCCAUUUGUGUUUCAUAAAGCCUCCAUUCCCUCUGUAACGUUGCACAAUAACAGUAUAACCAGAAGGUGUUUUCUUUUAUAUCAUUAGCAGAACUUAAGGGCAUUAGCCUGUUAAACGUUACAGUUCUUUUCUUAAGUAAUUUGUGUCAAGCAAUCGUUCAAGAUAGAGAUCAGUGUACUGUAUUUUAACCUUGAAAGUAAUGUUUACAAACUUUAACACAUUUCAGCAAGUUUUUAAAGCUUUCUUACCAUAUUUUCUUUGUUUUUUAGAUGAUGAGGAACUGCUUUAGAUGUAAAAUGUUAGACGCUGUUGUUUUUAUAUUCACUGUUGCUGCCAACAAUAACAAACGCAUUGUAUUAUUGUAGCACUCUGAUUCUGAUGCCUUAAUGUGUGAUGCCUUUUGAAGAGAACAGAUACAGCCUGCCAUACGGGGGUUGCGAAGAAACGUUCUGCCUUUGUUUGCUGUAAAAAAAAAAGGAAACUGGUU
Molecule: messenger RNA, 3714 nt
Organism: Danio aesculapii
Lineage: Eukaryota; Metazoa; Chordata; Actinopteri; Cypriniformes; Danionidae
Gene: dnmt3bb.1
Product: DNA (cytosine-5-)-methyltransferase 3 beta, duplicate b.1
Exons: 22
Coding region: 207-2660 (817 amino acids)
Biological process (GO): negative regulation of transcription by RNA polymerase II
Cellular component (GO): nucleus
Molecular function (GO): DNA (cytosine-5-)-methyltransferase activity, acting on CpG substrates; DNA binding
Source: RefSeq, a predicted model, not a curated record